CUAUCGCCCCAGGACUUCUUACGGUUGUACAGAACUUGCCGCCUCGCCAGGGAUGUUGUCGCCACUUUCAUCAAGGUCGCUUUCGACGUGAAUGCCACCCUGAAGCGAUUUGUACCGGACCCCCUCGCCUUUCGCUCUCUCCAAGCCCGCACAGGCACCCUAAUCUCAGGGUCCAUCGCGCUACAAUUCUUUGAUCGCGCGGUCUAUCCCGAGUCCGAUCUCGACCUCUACGUCCACUCACAACACCGUCGCGAAGUAGGCAUGUGGCUCUUGAGCAUGGGAUACACCUUCUUCCCUAGCCGCAGACAGGAUCCCCGCUUCAAGACCACUGUUUUAAACGCCGAACAAAGCAGAGGUCUCCACUAUGUGAUGCCUGGUGUUUCUGCGAUCUACACGUUCCGGCGCCAGGUGGGCGAGCAACACCUCAAAGUUCAGAUCAUUGUUGCGCGUCGGGCUCCUAUGGAGGUGGUCUUAGGUUUUCACUCAACAUGCGUCAUGAACGUGAUAUCGUAUGAGAAGGCGUAUUGCCUCUUCCCUCGAGCGACUCUGGAGGAGCGUCGAUCGCUACUCAGCUGGUCUUCUCAAGGCCGUUCCAAGAGACGGGCUGAAGGCCUAGUGAAGUACGCGUCCCGAGGCUUCAAGAUGCUCACACACCUCCACUUCGCCGAGUAUGCCACACAUCAACCCAUCCGCUCCUUUCCGCUCAAACCACGCUGGAUCGGCGACACCGAUACUUGGGUUCUUUCACUG
Molecule: messenger RNA, 750 nt
Organism: Trametes versicolor FP-101664 SS1
Lineage: Eukaryota; Fungi; Basidiomycota; Agaricomycetes; Polyporales; Polyporaceae
Exons: 2
Source: RefSeq, a predicted model, not a curated record